UUCAAAUUUCAAUAAAAACAUAGGAUUGAGAUAAAUCUAUGAAAGUUGAAUCAAACUGAUGAAACAGGAAUACAUAGUGGUCAACACGCAAUAAAUAUGUGCAAAACUAACGGACCGUUAACAAGAAAAUGAAUCGAUAAAAGUAUAGGAUCAUAAAUGUGAAAAGAAAGUCCACUAGACCGUGCAAAAAGUGUCGAGGGAAGCGUGAAAAACAGAUUUCGAAAUAGGAGACCAAAUUUUUAGCUGAAAGCUAAUGGCGCGCGAUUUGACUCGCAGACAAAAUCAAGAGGGAUGAAGCUGAUGCUGGAAGCUCCCAGUGGCGAACGAUGGCCUCGUGCCUUUGGAUUAGCUUGGAAAACGCGGAUGAAUUAAGAUGAACGACGGGGCCGCGGUGUAGCAUAGCGAGGAUGGCAGUAUACCGCGGCAUGGUGAUACUUCUUCUCGGGCUGCUUUGUCUUUUGCGCGCUGAGUCGUCGUUGAGGGUUGCCGACGAGGCCGAACACGUGCAACAGUACCAGCAUCCAGGAGGCGGUCUCAGGCUGAUCGAUGGGGCCACCGCCAGCGUCGGAGAGAAGCGGGAGGACAUUGGGGCCGAGAAGCGCGCGCAGCAGCCCAGAACGGUGGGGAUGCCAACGGCGAUGAGCGCCAAGGCUCACUUCGCCGAAGAGGGUAGCGAGAACGUGACUGCCCUUAUAGGACAGCCGGCAGUUCUUUUCUGCAAGGUUAAGAAUCUUGGGAAUAGAACGGUGUCCUGGAUAAGAAAGAGGGAUUUGCAUAUCUUGACGUCUAUGGAGCUCACGUACACGGGCGACGGGAGAUUCACCGUUAUCGGCAAUACGGAGAGCUCGGACGAUUGGAAUCUGCGAAUAGGUGACGUGCAACCAAGGGACGAAGGUAUAUACGAGUGCCAAGUCAACACCGAGCCGAAAAUACACAGAGCUGUCUAUCUGCGAGUCCUAGACGUCCAGGCUGAAAUUUUGGGGACGGAGGAGGUUUACGUGAGAAAGGGCAGUACGAUCAGCCUGACCUGUACGGUGAACUCGCAGGGCGUGCCGCCGAGCAACGUGACUUGGUACCAUGCCGGUACGAUCAUCGACUUUGACGGCCCGAGGGGUGGCGUGUCACUGGAGACGGAGAAGUCCAAGGGUGGCACAACGAGCAAACUCCUCAUAACGCGCGCCUCCUUAGGUGACAGCGGCAAUUAUAGCUGCGUAUCGAGCAAAGCCGCCCGCGCCACCGUCGUCGUUCACGUGCUGAACGAUGAGCAUCCAGCGGCGAUGCAGCAUGGCGGGGCUGCCUCAGUGCGAUUCGCAACCUAUCCUGGAGGGCUGUUACUGCCGAUGCUCCUAUUGUUCUUGCCGCUUAUUGUCGGCAUCGUGACGCCCUGGGUCGGGGGAAGCCCAAUCAUUGUCUUGGCGAAGACCUUGUCGAGGUGAACGAUGCACCCCGUGGAUUCCCGUCGAAGGCUAGGACGUUGACGGAGACGACAACGGCGAUUAUUGCAACUUGAGCCUCACAUCGCACCCGUCAAAUGGCAUGCAAA
Ceratosolen solmsi marchali is the source of this 1543-nucleotide messenger RNA. RefSeq names its product hemicentin-1. The coding region runs from base 408 to 1436 and encodes 342 amino acids. Gene Ontology annotation, biological process: synapse organization. Gene Ontology annotation, cellular component: neuron projection membrane. NCBI's taxonomy places the organism in Eukaryota, Metazoa, Arthropoda, Insecta, Hymenoptera, Agaonidae. The transcript has 6 exons. The record is from RefSeq and is a predicted model, not a curated record.